CGCCACGGCGAGGCAUCUAAUGUCCACUAUGUGCCGUCUGGAGGGACUAGUACAGCUGUCUCGUUUUUCUCAUCAAGUGUUCCUGGCCGAGGUCCGACGGUCCCCCAGCAGCCCUACAAUGUCGGGACAACGCACGCGUUUCAUUUCGGCACUGGCAAUGGAAUGCCAGUCGUGUUCAACCUCGCGGAGGGAACAAGUGUCCCUUUGCAGCAGCUGAUAAAUCGGCAGACAAGCCACCUUCAGGGACGCAAUGAACGUAUUGCGGAUAUGCCAGGUGACACAAUCUCUAUUCGCAUUGAGGGUGUGAUCUCGCAAGUCAUGUCGACAGCCGCAGCUAUCAUACGUCUUGGGGGAAAAUGCAAUACCACGAUAUCUGUUGCGAUCCCCCCCGUCAUCAAUAUGACAUCUCACUCAACGCCACAGUGGUACUUAUUCACCUCAAUACAUCUCGCCCAACACAGAUCCUGCACCCCUCAGACCCUGACCCAUCCUACCAUGAUUCCAGGGCACAUCAUGGCUCGCACCAACAGCUGCCAUCGUGACCAUGCGUUGUCUAUCGGUGAAGGCUGCAAGUUGCAACUGCGAGUUCAGAAGUCCGAACGCGUGCCAUGCUUGUAAUACUGCCCUGUUUAUUCCUCUGCAGACAAUAGAUAAUUGCUACGCGCUGUCAGAAGUAUCAC
This is a messenger RNA of Suillus clintonianus, 680 nucleotides long. RefSeq lists its product as uncharacterized. Bases 163 to 618 code for a protein of 151 amino acids. The record is from RefSeq and is a predicted model, not a curated record. NCBI's taxonomy places the organism in Eukaryota, Fungi, Basidiomycota, Agaricomycetes, Boletales, Suillaceae. The transcript is spliced from 3 exons.